This is a messenger RNA of Tyto alba (common barn owl), 6106 nucleotides long. It is a transcript of the gene PHACTR1, whose product is annotated as phosphatase and actin regulator 1. NCBI's taxonomy places the organism in Eukaryota, Metazoa, Chordata, Aves, Strigiformes, Tytonidae. The record is from RefSeq and is a predicted model, not a curated record. Gene Ontology annotation, molecular function: actin binding. Bases 556 to 2217 code for a protein of 553 amino acids. Gene Ontology annotation, biological process: cell motility; stress fiber assembly. The transcript is spliced from 13 exons.
CCCUCCACAGAUCCCAGGGAAAGAGGAGAGGGAGCCCGGGAGGAAUGCGCUGGGCAUCGAUUCAGCCCGUCGAUCAGAGGGAUGCCAAGAGGGACAGGUCCCCUCGUUUGCCACAGAAGAUUUAUGCUAACAGUUAAGGCACCGACUCUUUUUUUUUUUUUUCUUUCCGUUUUUCCCCAGUUGCUAUAGAAAUUGCUGUGUGUAUCGAUUGUGUUUUGUUCCCAUUCUCGUGAAUUUUAGAUCAGGGUUUUCUGCCUUGAUACAUCAACUUUUUCCUUGUCGUGCUGCAGUAGAGUUUGCUUGACUCAACUCAGUAUCUGGAAGGACUGGUUUACCUGGAAUCCAGAUAGUGUGAUUUUCACCAUGCUGUCAAAUGCAUGGGGGAAAUUGUAUUUUUAUUGGAAUUAAUAUAGUGCUCUUCAUCAGACAACUGUUCCCAUCCCUUCCCCCCUCUCCUUUUGGGAUUGAGCAAAACCUCCAGAGGGUAUUCAGAGAGUGACGGUGUAAUCAAUCACAGGUGUUGCUACAGCUGAGGAAGUGGAAAGACUGGCUGCAAUGCGUUCAGAUUCCCUAGUACCUGGGACUCACACGCCUCCCAUCAGAAGAAGAAGCAAAUUUGCCACUCUAGGAAGGCUUUUUAAGCCAUGGAAAUGGAGGAAGAAGAAGAGUGAAAAAUUUAAGCACACUUCAGCAGCUUUGGAAAGAAAAAUAUCAAUGAGGCAAAGCAGAGAGGAGCUUAUAAAACGAGGAGUGCUGAAAGAAAUUUUUGAUAAAGAUGGGGAACUUUCCAUACCAAAUGAAGAAGGAGCUUUGGAGAAUGGGCAGCCUCUGGGCUCCGGACAAGUGCUGAGCUCCAGCCAGGUCUCCCUGCCAGCCCUAGCAGAACUGGAGUCAGGUCCAGCAUCUGGGGAACCCUGCUCGUACGAGGUGCUCCCGACCACAGAGAUCAUGGAUGGGACAGCGUCUGAAGACAGUCCCACAUCCAAUGAAUCCGGCGUCCUCCUGUCCCAAGAUCCUACAGCUAAGCCAGUCCUGCUACUUCCCCCCAAAAAAUCUGCCGCUUUCCCUGGAGACCAUGAGGACACCCCAGUGAAACAGUUGUCCCUCCUCAAACAGCCCCCUGCCCUGCCUCCUAAACCUAUUGCCAGGAUUGCCAGCCACUUAACUGAUCCUGGCGCUCCUGUGAAACUGCCUUGUAUGCCAGUUAAACUGUCACCUCCACUACCUCCAAAGAAAGUCAUGAUUUGCAUGCCUUUAGGGGGGCCAGACCUCUCUCUCUCAUCCUAUUCCACGCAGAAGAGCUCCCAGCAGCCUUUGACCCAGCACCAUCACACUGUCCUGCCAUCCCAGUUAGCAGCUCACCAGCACCAGCUCCAGUACGGCAGCCACAGCCAGCACCUGCCUUCUGGGUCCAGCACGUUGCCCAUUCACCCUUCAGGGUGUCGGAUGAUAGAGGAACUGAACAAAACGCUAGCCAUGACCAUGCAAAGGCUAGAAAGCUCUGGUCUACAUACAGGUGACAGUGUUACAAAAACAGGACCUGGGGGCCUUCCAGACAUGAGACAAGUGCCAACUGUUGUGAUCGAAUGCGAUGACAAUAAAGAAAAUGUGCCUCAUGAAACCGACUAUGAAGAUUCUUCCUGCCUCUACACAAGACAAGAAGAGGAGGAAGAGGAAGAUGAAGAUGAGGAUAACUCAUUAUUUACAAGCUCCUUGGCAAUGAAAGUCUGCAGGAAGGACUCUUUAGCAAUCAAGCUAAGCAACAGGCCUUCUAAGCGAGAGCUGGAGGAAAAGAAUAUCCUUCCCAUGCAGACUGAUGAAGAGAGGCUCGAACUUAGGCAGCAGAUUGGGACAAAAUUAACAAGGCGACUGAGCCAGAGGCCAACUGCUGAAGAAUUGGAGCAGAGAAACAUACUGAAACCCCGGAAUGAGCAAGAGGAGCAGGAGGAAAAACGAGAGAUAAAGAGAAGAUUAACACGUAAGCUGAGCCAAAGGCCCACGGUAGAAGAGCUACGUGAGAGGAAGAUCCUCAUCCGCUUCAGUGACUAUGUAGAAGUGGCAGACGCGCAGGACUACGACAGGAGGGCGGACAAACCCUGGACACGACUCACAGCUGCUGACAAAGCAGCCAUCCGGAAAGAGCUUAAUGAAUUUAAAAGCACUGAAAUGGAAGUUCAUGAAUUAAGUAGGCAUCUAACAAGGUUUCAUAGACCGUAGCAGAUCAAUUCUACCUGACUACUAUGCCAUCUUCAAAACAUAAUUAAAAGGAACCAUAAGUGCUGGUAUUAUUCACUUCCCUGUUACGUACAAUGUAAAUCUUCUGAACUGCUUUUUUAAAAAAAAAAAAUAGUAGAAAAAUAAAUAUAAAAAAAGGAAAAUUGUAUUUACAUGUGAUGGGUACUGCAGCAUCAUCAGACCUGCUGGUUCAAGCUUCAGUAACAGAAAAUACCCCUGGUGGGAAUCGUGCCAAGACUUGGCAUCUAUGUAUAAGACUUCCCCGGCAUGUGGAUCUGCCAUACGUGUUCAAGCCCAGCUGGUGGUGCGUCCGUUUGGUCUUCAGGCAACCCCCCUCAUCCCGACAAGCCUCCUUCAUCAACUCUGGAGAGCCCCGAGAUGGUGUUCAGGGAAUCACUGGCCUGGGUGAAGUCUCCAACAGACGAGCACCUACGGCGCUAAAGCACUUCGGCCAAACACUCCUGUCAGGCUGCAAGCACCUUACGAGGAUGGCGAAGGGGCAAAACUACUCUACGGGCCAGCCCAUCUGUGAAUAUCAUCUGACUAGAAAGGCAUUUCUUUCCCUGGGGAAGUUUACGGCCAGUCAGUAAGCACUGUUCGGCUCCCAAGCAGAAGAGAAGACUCGCCUGUAGAGAACAGGACUCCCUGCUUGAAGGCUGGUUCAGUUCUAGCAACUGUUUAUUUUUCAUCUCUUUCAAGCAUAAUUUUCUAAACCCCGUCGUGAACCCAUCAGCAGUAAGCGACAAGAAUGUUGAGGACAAGCAAGCAAAACCCAUCUCUUCGUGGUCACUGCAUGGCAGCCGCUCCGCUUGUAGUUUUGUUUUUAGCCCCAAGCCCUGUGACUGUGAGAGCUGCCGCGCGCCCGGCAGCAAGAACCGCUGGGAUUCCCACCGGCUCUGCAGAAGGGACCCACGACAGGAAGGACCGGGGGCUCUGUCCUCUCUGUAUCAGGUGUUUGAAGAACUGAUCCUAAAUUCAUUCUGAGAAAAGUAUUGUGGUACUUGGCCUAACAAAAGGAGUCGGGUGCACUGGUAAGGGUGGUGGGACUUGUCACCGGUCCCCACAGCUGGGGCAUAAGGACAGCAAUUCAGAGGUGUUCUGGUUUGGGUUUAAUUUAUUUUUACUAUAGUGCUUUAACACACAAACUAAGCAGAGCUCAGAGUGCUGGUCACUCUGGGCCUGGUUUACCUGCCAACUUAAGCGUGUGCUUAACAUUAGGUAAGCAUGCUGACAGCCUCACUGCAUUCAAGAACACAUCUGACAGGCUUAAUUGAAGCUGAACAUAUUUAAGUGCUUCUUCUGAACUUAGGCCAGCACCUUCCAGAAUCAAGUCCUUAACUAGUAGAAUGCCAUCAAAUUGGGGCAAACAUUGUCUAGGAUUCCUUCCUAGAUCUUAAAUUAUUAUUCCAUGUUUUGGGCCAGUGGCCCAAAGCACUGUAGCAACAUUACUGUAAGAAGUUCCAGAUUAUUACUUCGGGACAUCUUUUUUUUUUUUUUCUUCUAUAAUAGUUAUUUUGCUUUGACAGUUUGAACAGAGAGGCCAAAGUUUUUUACUACAGUAUUAUUUCUGUUGCUAUUUUUUCCUUUCUCCCUGUCUUCCAUGUACCUACCCAUUCUUCUGUGCUCCCUCUCGCCCUCCCCAAUGCCAUGCCGACAUUGCCCUUCGCUGACUGGGGGCCGAGAAGCCUCUCACACCUGGUCAUUUAGUGGCCAGUGCUGCAUCGUGCCAACACUCCUGCCUCCUCUCAGGCCUCCAUCUCGCUCCUCUGGUGGCAGGAGCAAACCAAAAGGACCUGCCCAUGGAGUUGUUCUAGCACCCAGCCUGCCCAGACGACGCUGGCAGCGAGGCUAACACGCUCCAUUCACGCUUGGUGGUGGUACUCAAUACCUCACAGAUUCGCUCCCCGUCGGGGACAAGCAAAAGCGUUUCAUUCUCAUCUGUGGCCGCCCUUGCACCACUAUGGUUUAUUAGCUAUUAACUCAGAAUUGGCCGUUGCAGGAUGGAAGAUGCUACAAAUGAAAGGAGAAACCAGCUGGCUUCUGGUGCCUCGUUUUUGCAGCAUCGUGCCUCUGACAUGCUACACUUCCCAGACUGGGUAAUGAUUUCUGAGGAAACACACACAGGGACCCCUGUGUCACCAGCUCACAGCUGCUUUAGAUACAAGUCCAUCAAUAGUGAAAGCCUUUCACAUGCCAUGUUAUCAGCUCAGUGCAGCAAAGACAGAGCACUUACCUACUAGCCAGGAAUACACUGCUUUGGGGGUCAUUUUCAUGAAAACCUGGGGUUCAUGUUUGUUAAUUCACUUGCACACACGUGCACGCCUAACAAGACUGCAUCACAGCUUUAAAAAGGGAAAGCAAAACUAUGCUUCUGAGCACAUAUACAUUGUAUUAGGAAAGGGCUCUGCAACCUGGCUGUUUUGAAGAGCAAUGAGCCCUCGUGGUCCCAGUAUGGAUCCCAUACCUGCCCUGGCAUCAUUAGCUUAGGGGUUCCCUGUGAAAGGGAAAGGAGGCCAAAGGAGCAGCGGUGGCAGAAGUCACAGAACUUGGGAGCCUGGUGGGAGGAAAAGGUGAGAUUUUUUUUUUUUUUUUUUUUUUUAAGAUUAAAAUGCAGAGGAAAGGGUUGGAAGUAGCAGACUGCUGCUGUCAGUCUGUUGCCAGUGCUGGAGUCCCCAUGGGAAGGGGCAGUGUCACUCUGGGUACUGGGGCAGGGACCCCAGCCAUGCCCAGGCCUGCCAGGCUGGUAACCUAAAUAAACCCGUGGGCACUGGUUGAGGCACGGAACUGCCGAGUCCUGGGUGAUAGCCAGCCAUUCCCCAGCACCCUGCCUUCAUCUGGAUGGGCCUGAGAUGGGUCUCUGCUGGCUGCUCAGCAAGUUGCCGUGCUCAGCCUGCCUCAGGAUUCGUGCUGGCCCCAGGGCAGCUACAUGCAGCAAUGCUUUUCUCUCUUUUUUUUUAAUUAUGUUAACUCCUGGCUGAGCAGACACCAGGACACAGUGGAAGAACUGCACUGUUUCUCCCAAAUUGCAAGUAAAGCUUACUACUGAAAAGGGGAAGGGGGAGGAGGAAGAAGCCAUAUAAAGUGUUUGGCACUGCAGUCAGCAUCACAGAACUGGCACUUCAUCUGGUUUUACCUUCAGCGGGUCUGUGUAUUUUGCACAGUUAGCCUUUGGCAGGGAAUUCUUCCACAGCCGUUCAGUGCCUGAACACUGCAGCACAACCACCCUUUGCACACCCGCCUCUGGCAUCCGUGGGAAGUUGCAAGCAGGCUGGGGAAUGGCUGGUCCUUUUUUUUUUUUUUUUUUUUUUAAAUCUGUUUUCUUGAGCACUUGUCUUCUCAUCUGUGAAAGCCAUCUCUGUCGUGGCAAAGUAGUGAUCCUGUUGGGGGGCAGGAAUCAAAAACCAAAUAGUCAUGAUUUUACCCCCCUUCAACCUGGAUUAUGUGUAGGACAAAGAUGAUGGCAUUCCUGCUAAGACUCUGUUGACAUCACAGUUAACACCAGUCAUCUUCAUGCAUAUUAGGAGGAGAGUAAUAGUAAUAACGAAGAAAUUACAUCAGGUUUAGAGACUAGGAAAACCAAUGCAGAAAAAAAAUGGCUAUUCAAAUCAUCCAUCUCCAGGGCUGGUAAUGGAGAUAAUAUUCUAGAGUCAAUGAGGAAGAACAUUUUGGUUAUAUUUUACUGAAUCCUGACAGGUUAUUCAUACUUACAAUGUGCAAGUACUGUGACAUCUGUUCUACAGCCUAUGGGAAGCCAAAGUGGAAACCGGGGGUGGCUCAGGAGGCGGCAGGGAUUGAAAAAGCAAUUCCAAAACAUCGAGACAGAAGUUCUGAUUGUUUGAAAAAAAAAAAAGCGAGGGUGAGGAAGCGCCAC